Molecule: messenger RNA, 864 nt
Organism: Brassica oleracea var. oleracea
Lineage: Eukaryota; Viridiplantae; Streptophyta; Magnoliopsida; Brassicales; Brassicaceae
Product: protein UXT homolog
Exons: 7
Coding region: 191-658 (155 amino acids)
Biological process (GO): positive regulation of transcription by RNA polymerase II
Cellular component (GO): chromatin; mediator complex
Molecular function (GO): transcription coregulator activity
Source: RefSeq, a predicted model, not a curated record
UUUUUGGUGAUCGCAAACCCCGGUUUAAAUAGUACUCGUUCAAAUUGCAAAACCACAUUAUCUCGUUCACCGUCGCCACUCGCCACUCGCCGUCACCCACCGCCACACCAUCAGCAUAGUUUAACUUCGCUGUCUCCACUGAAGCGCCGUCUUUUGGUCGUGUCCAGACAUUUAUCAUCACCUUGCCAUAAUGGACGAGGGACGUCAAAAGGACUUGCAGUUGUUGGAGGAAAUCAUCGAUAAAGGUCUUAAACAGAAGCUUCUACAAACAAUUGCUUCACGGGACAAGAUUUUUGAAGAGCAAAAAGAACUCUCUGACUUGCGGAAAAACCUAGAAACUCUGGAGAAAAAUGGUGUAAAUAGUCUCAAAACCAUGGUCAACCUCGGUUCAGAAGUUUACAUGCAAGCUGAAGUGCUAGAUACAAGGCACAUAUUCAUGGAUGUAGGGCUCGGUUUCUAUGUGGAGUUCACCCGGCAAGAAGCUCUUGACUAUAUUCCAAAAAGGGAGGAACUAGUUAAGAAACAAUUAGAAGAGGUAACUAAAGUUAUUGCGCAGAUCAAAGGGCGUAUCAAGCUGGCUCAUCACCAGAUUCAGCAAAUACUCAAUCUUCCCGACGAGAAUCCAUCGUCACAUCGGCAACGUGCGUUUCAGUACUAACCAUGAGAGAAAGAUACGCUAAUGAGGAUGACUAUUGCUCUGUUCAUUGGUUAUUCAAGGCUCUGCGCUGUCUUUCUUUGAUUUUUUUAAAGUUUAAGCGUGUGGAAAAGGAGAAUUAUCUUCAGUGUAAUACUACCAACAACUCUCCUCUCCACUAAACCGAAUUGUUUUGUUAGACAGACAUUAAUCUAAGAUUUUCAAAUGAC